Messenger RNA from Durusdinium trenchii, 267 nucleotides. NCBI's taxonomy places the organism in Eukaryota, Dinophyceae, Suessiales, Symbiodiniaceae. The record is from the annotation of a GenBank genome assembly.
AUGAAUCAGUAUGCUUCAUAUGCUAUUUCUGCAAUACAGAUGGCAAUUUUUGCAUUGAUUUUUGCGGGGGAUGCCAUAUGCGGGGCAAUGAAGGUGCCAAAGCCAAGCUUCCUUUCGUCGUUGCAAGAGAACAGGAUGAUGGCAAUUAUGUCAAUCUGGCUGGUAGGCAACAUGCUGUCAGCACAGCUUCUCAACACGGGUGCCUUUGCCUCUUGGCCUUUCUCAAGGCAUUUCACCCAUUUGCUACUAGUAACAGGAAGCUACUAG